This is a messenger RNA of Urocitellus parryii (Arctic ground squirrel), 953 nucleotides long. Lineage: Eukaryota; Metazoa; Chordata; Mammalia; Rodentia; Sciuridae. The record is from RefSeq and is a predicted model, not a curated record.
CUACAACCAAAAAGAGUCUGUUACAAUAUGUGAAAGUGAAAGUGCAGCUUCCUGGUGCCAAGGUCUUGCCAAUUGUGAUUUUCUUCAGCACUGUGAUGUCCAUGUUAUACUACAUGGGAUUGAUGCAGUGGAUCAUCAGAAAGGUCGGAUGGAUAAUGCUUGUUACUAUGGGCUCAUCUCCUGUUGAGUCUCUAGUUGCUGCUGGCAAUAUAUUUGUUGGACAAACAGAGUCUCCAUUGCUGGUCCGACCAUAUUUACCGUAUAUCACCAAGUCAGAACUCCAUGCCAUCAUGACUGCUGGCUUCGCUACAAUUGCUGGAAGCGUCUUGGGUGCAUACAUUUCUUUUGGAGUUUCAUCCACCCACUUAUUAACAGCAUCAGUUAUGUCAGCACCUGCAUCAUUGGCUGUUGCUAAACUCUUUUGGCCUGAGACAGAAAAAUCUAAAAUAACCCUCAAGAAUGCCAUGAAAAUGGAAAUUGGUGAUUCAAGGAAUCUCCUAGAAGCUGCAACACAGGGAGCAUCCUCAUCUAUCCCUCUGGUGGCAAACAUCACUGUGAAUCUGAUUGCCUUCUUGGCCCUGUUGUCUUUUAUGAAUUCAGGCCUSUCCUGGUUUGGAAACAUGUUUGACUACCCACAGCUGAGUUUCGAGCUAAUAUGCUCCUACAUCUUCAUGCCCUUUUCCUUCAUGAUGGGAGUGGACUGGCAAGACAGCUUUAUGGUUGGCAGACUCAUAGGUUAUAAGACAUUCUUCAAUGAAUUUGUGGCUUAUGAGCACCUCUCACAAUUGAUCAAUUUGAGGAAACAGGCUGGACCCAAAUUUGUGAAUGGCACUCAGCAAUAUAUGUCAAUUCGUUCUGAGACAAUUGCCACUUAUGCCCUCUGUGGGUUUGCCAACUUUGGUUCCCUAGGAAUAGUGAUCGGUGGACUCAGUAAGUGAAAAGAUAUUCUUCUA